This is a messenger RNA of Pollicipes pollicipes, 1285 nucleotides long. RefSeq lists its product as uncharacterized. The annotation marks the transcript as partial. The record is from RefSeq and is a predicted model, not a curated record. NCBI's taxonomy places the organism in Eukaryota, Metazoa, Arthropoda, Thecostraca, Pollicipedomorpha, Pollicipedidae. The transcript has 2 exons.
GGCGCGAGUGAAUCCCCGCGGUGUACCGUUGCGCCCCCUCCCGCCCUCGGCUGCGGCCGGCCAUCGUCGCCAGCCGUGCGGAUCGCCUGCUGACGCCGGCAGUCGAGCUGCGGAUGCCGUCACCAGUGGCGGCGGACACCGCGGGCGGCGGUGGCGCGCGGUGACAGUGACCGAAGAGCAGGCGACGGAGUGAUCGCCAUGGACCACGAAAACAGUGGUGACGAGAGUGGUGCCUGGGUGAGGUGACUAACCGCUGCUGUGGCGCGCGGCUCUGCCGGCGGGACCCGCCCACCAUCCGAAGACCGGUUUGUUCAGCCCCCGUCUGCUUUCACGGGCGGGAGCCCCGACCGUGUGCAGCAGCUCUUUUCCCAGCACAUACCUGUUCCCUCCAACGGGCGAGUGGACCGAUCGGCCGGCGCCGGCAAUGGAGGACGCGGUGGUGUCGGACAACCGUCCGCUGCCGUUGCGCCAGAUCGGCCAGAAGUACUGGCUGCAGGCUCUGCGCGGCCGGGUGCGGUUGGCGCCCGAGCCGGCUGGCCUCUGGCAGCUACAGCGUUACCUAUCGGCACUGCCAGCAGCGCUGCGCGCCGAGAUGCUGCACCUGGCGCUGGCGCCGUCCGACGCCGGCGACACGGACACGCGCGACCAGCUGACCAACACGGCGCUGGUGCUGCUCAGCGCCGAGGUGGUCGUCGAGCGCGCCGUCUACCUCAGCUUUCCGCGACCGGGCCAGCCGCCGCCGGCCGACCUGUGCCUCGUGCUACGCCACGGCGACGGCCUGCGCAGCCUCACCGUGUACGUGCCCGAGCCGGGCGCCGAGACCGACGUGACCGUCGAUGGCGUGCUCCACGUGCUGGAGACGCUACCGCUGCUCGAGCACGUCGGCUGCGCGCAGACGAUCGCGCUGCUUGAGCAGCUGGACGUGCCGGCGCAGUUCGGGCUGCGCGAGCUGCCCGAGUUCCAGGCGAGCGGCGGCCACUUGCGCAACUUCGCGCGGCUCUGCCCGCAGCUCAGCUCGGUCACGCUCGUCUUCCAGCAGGUGGGCGUGUCACUGCGUGACGUCACGUGCCUGCCGCAGUUGCAGCACCUCACCUUCCGCUGCAAGGACCCGUACUUGCUGACGCAAGAGGAGCUGGCGGCCACGCUCUGGCGGCAGGGCCACCAACUGCGCACGCUCGCCAUCUCUGGCGACGUGUACGAGACGCUGGACGUGGCCCUCAUCGCCGUCUACUGCCCGCACCUGGAGGUGCUCAAGCUGCCGAGCCUGACGCUGGCCGACGGCGAG